AGAAUACUGGAGGCACACAGAGCACAAACUGUACAGCACUUCUACAGAGAAAACUGUGAUUUACUGUCAACACUACCGGACCUACAGCACUUCAUCCUAACUGUGCCAAAAUGGAGACAGAGAAGAAGACUCAGACAGCAGCAGAGCAGAUGACUGACAUGGAUCUGUCAGAGCAAAUCAAAAAGGUGACAAAGGAGAGUCACGUAAGAGCAGAAAACACAGAGCUGAUGCUGAGCUUCCAGAGGGGACGAGUCACCCUGCCCCAGUACAAGCUCCUCCUGUGCUCGCUGUAUGACAUCUACCAGGCCUUGGAGGAAGCGAUGGACAGGAACUCCGCCCACCCUGCUGUGGCACCCAUUUACUUCCCGGCUGAACUGGCCAGACUGGAGGCCAUCGAGAAAGACCUGGAGUACUUCUACGGCGAAGACUGGAGAGAGAAGAUUGUUGUCCCCGCAGCCACUAAAAGAUACAGCCACAGACUCAGACAAAUUGGUAAAGAAAACCCAGAAUUCCUGGUUGCCCACGCUUACACUCGGUACCUUGGUGACUUGUCUGGAGGUCAGGUCCUGGGUAGAAUUACCCAGAAGUCCCUGGGGCUGAAGGGCAGCGAGGGUCUUUCGUUCUUUGCCUUCCCCGGCGUGUCAAGCCCAAACCUGUUCAAACAGCUGUAUCGCAGCCGCAUGAACAGCGUGGAGCUGACGGAGGAGGAGAGGAACGGCGUGCUGGAGGAGGCUGUCAGAGCAUUUGAGUUAAACAUUCAGGUCUUCGAGGAUUUGCAGAAGAUGCUACUGAGCGUCACUGAAAACAAGCUGCAGACCUCCUCAACACACUCCACAACAGUAAAAACACCCAGUUUCCCCGAAGCCAUCAUCAGAAGUACACCUCUGCUCAGGAUGGUGCUGGGACUUUUUGUGGUUUUGGCUACAGUCAGUGUGGGAGUCUACGGUUUUUAGUACUAUGCAGUAUACUAUGUAUAUGUCUGUUGCUAUCAUUGUGAAGAUUAUUCUGAUUAAAGUCUUGUGAGAUUUUAAAUGCCUGUAAAUAACAAAGUACUGUAAAAUAUUUUUGCAAUUUAACUGUGAACCACAUUUACAGCAUUUCCAUGAAGUUGAGUGUGAUGAUUUUUUAAGUCUAUUUUCUGUAUAACACUGUUAUCCAGUGUGCAUUUAAAUGUGCAAUACA
Plectropomus leopardus (leopard coralgrouper) is the source of this 1182-nucleotide messenger RNA. It is a transcript of the gene hmox1b, whose product is annotated as heme oxygenase 1b. Gene Ontology annotation, biological process: response to oxidative stress; heme oxidation; heme catabolic process. NCBI's taxonomy places the organism in Eukaryota, Metazoa, Chordata, Actinopteri, Perciformes, Serranidae. Gene Ontology annotation, molecular function: heme binding; heme oxygenase (decyclizing) activity. The record is from RefSeq and is a predicted model, not a curated record.